CAAACCAUUUGAGGUUUGCCGCCCUGGUAUUAGGUUGAUUCAUAUGAUUCAUAUCUUAUACGUUUAUAUUACUUAGCGUAACAUAUGUAAUUGCAAUUUCAUAAGGUCCAUUUCUUUAUUGGUCUAGAUAGAGUGUGCCAACAGAAAUACUCAUUUUUCGGAUACGCUUGGGCUUGGUUAACUCCCAGUAUUGGCAUACAUCUCGCGGCAUCAACAUGACAUUACGUUUGACGUUUUUUCCAUUCAAGUUACUUGCAAAGAUUCGAAUAAAAUUAAUUUUAGCGCUUUUUGGACUGCUUGUAGGCGGAACAAUUCUUAAUUACACAUACCAACGAGACGAUGGAAAGGCGAUGACAUAUUUCACAUGGAAGCAAGCAAAUCUACAAUCCAUUAGUACAAAUGUUCCCAGACCACUCAACGAUGUGUUGCUGACGGAACCUCAGCCAAAACCCGGACGCACCAUAUUUUUUAUCGAGACCACCCGCGUUAUCAGGCCAAAACCAGAGAUGAUAAACAACAUGUUACAGCUGACGGCGCGUCAGGCUUGCGCAAUUGAGUCAGCAGCGUUGCAUAAUCCCACUUUUGAGGUGUUUGUCCUGUUCGCUGGUCCCACCUAUCGUUACUACGAGAACAGCAGCCAGCACCAGCAGCCGAUCAUUGAUGCAAUUCUAAGCUAUACGAAUGUGAAGCUCCGUCAAUUGAAUCUUAAACGAUUUGCGACCGGUACACCUAUUGAGGAUUGGGUAAAAUAUGGACAUCUGUUUAGCUCGAGCUUUCUGAUUAAUCACAUAUCUGAUCUGCUCCGGUUUAUAAGCCUUUAUCGCUUUGGUGGCAUCUAUUUGGACAUGGACGUGGUGGUAUUGCGCAGCAUGGAGGAUAUGCCCCUGAACUAUGCAGGCGCCGAGUCUGAUACUCACGUUGCCAGUGGUGUCAUGAGCAUGGCGCCUCAUGGCUUUGGACAUGAGUUUGCCGAAUCUUGCCUACGUGACUUUCAGAAGCAUUUCGAUGGUGGUGCCUGGGCCAACAAUGGACCUGGUGUCAUAACACGUGUAGUACAAAAGGUUUGUCGCACUAAAAAUAUCACAUUGAUGAUGGAGGACGAAAAUCGCUGCCUGGGCUUCAAGGUGUUUGACCGAAAUGCAUUUUAUGCGGUACCUUGGGAGGAUUGGCGACAUUUCUUUGAUCCAAAUUUAGUGAAGCAGACGCUGGCACGCACAAAGGAUUCGUAUUUAGUUCACAUGUGGAACGACGUUUCCAAACAGAUUAACAGGGUGGGUUCAAGUACCGCUUAUGAAAAAUAUGCGGAGCAACAUUGUCCAAGGGCAUAUGCUGCAUCUGCCGAAUUUUUCUAGGGUAUAGUUAAAUUUCUUUUUAAAAAAGAUUCCUUACGGACGAAGAUUUCCAAUAUGCACAUGACCAGCGUGGUUCUGAUAAGUGUCGAUCUGGCUGCCAUAAAUAACUCGUUCGCAUCCAUCCACAGCAAAUUUAAUGUUAUAUAAAUACAGCUAGCAAUUGUAAUACUUAAAUAAUAUAUAAAUAUGUUAUUCAAGGCAUUUCCUAAAACGAAAUAAAAGUUGGGCAAAGUAGAA
Drosophila montana is the source of this 1589-nucleotide messenger RNA. Its product is annotated as lactosylceramide 4-alpha-galactosyltransferase-like. The record is from RefSeq and is a predicted model, not a curated record. Gene Ontology annotation, biological process: glycosphingolipid biosynthetic process. Lineage: Eukaryota; Metazoa; Arthropoda; Insecta; Diptera; Drosophilidae. Gene Ontology annotation, molecular function: alpha-1,4-N-acetylgalactosaminyltransferase activity. The coding region runs from base 216 to 1352 and encodes 378 amino acids. The transcript has 2 exons.